Messenger RNA from Bemisia tabaci, 1278 nucleotides. Its product is annotated as cathepsin B-like cysteine proteinase 3. The record is from RefSeq and is a predicted model, not a curated record. Gene Ontology annotation, biological process: proteolysis. Lineage: Eukaryota; Metazoa; Arthropoda; Insecta; Hemiptera; Aleyrodidae. Gene Ontology annotation, molecular function: cysteine-type peptidase activity.
UUUUCUUCGAAGCUACUGCCGUAAUUAAAAUUGCGAAGCGCGUAAUUAAGUAGUCGCUGCCCCUCGAGGCUUCGAUCGUCGCUUUUUCACUCGGUUCCCGAAAUCCUGGCCGAGCUUUGUUAUUUGGUUUUUUUCUUGUGGCAAACGUCAAGAUGUUUCAAACGCACAUGUUUUCCGUUGUACUCUUAAUUGGUGUGGCAACCUGUGGAAAUGGGUUACAGGACUUCAAUACAAGUGACCCGGAGCAGUACAUUUCGGCGCUGAAUUCCCGUGGACUCUCUUGGACUGCUGGAGAAAAUUUUCCCCACCCUCUAAGCGAAGCGCAAAUGAAAAAGCUGAGUGGCACAUUUUUGAGGAAGCCUCGCCUGCCAAUCAAAAAGUUCCCUCACUCCCCAGAAUCAGUAGAGCCAAUUCCAAAAAGUUUUGAUUUACGAAAUAAGUAUCCUAACUGUCCGUCUUUAUUUUGGGUCUUUGAACAGUCCAACUGUGGUGGAUGUUAUGCAAUAGCCUCAGCAUCAGCUAUGUCUGACCGAAUCUGUAUUGCAUCAAAGGGAGCAAAGAAACCGAAAGUGUCUGCAGAAAGCAUCAUAUCUUGUUGCGAUAAAUGUGGGCGAGGCUGUGGCGGAGGUUAUGUUGAUAAAGUCUGGCUUCACUUUAAGAGGGAGGGUGACAUCACGGGUGGUGAAUAUAACUCAUAUGAGGGAUGUCAGCCUUAUAGCAUCGCACCAUGUGGCAGAGAGGGUGAACCAAAAUGCUCCAAAGAUGAGGCUGACACUCCUAAAUGCAAAGCAUACUGCACAAACCCUAAGUAUGGCGCUCCUUAUAGAAGUGAAUCAUAUCAUGGCAAAAGUGCCUAUGCUUUAAAGCAAAAUAUUGAGGAAAUACAGAGGGAGAUAAUGGCAUACGGCUCAGUUGUAACUGGCUUUACUGUCUACACUGAUUUUCAUUACUACAAGAGAGGUGUUUAUGAGCACACAAGUGGCAAGAGCUUUGGAGGCCACGCAGUGCGAGUCAUUGGCUGGGGUGAAGAAGGUGGCAAACCGUACUGGCUCGCGAUCAAUUCCUGGGGCAAAAAGUGGGGCGAAAAUGGGACUUUCAAAAUCCGCCGUGGGACCAAUGAGUGUGGUUUUGAAAAAUUCAUGGUAGCCGGAGAACCUAAAAUGUAAUCUAUAGUACCAAGAGAAAUUGUAAUUUCAUUUUAAAUGUAAGUUGAAUUUCGCCAAACCAACUCCUGUAUUGCAUGAUGAAUUAAGUAAAUGAUGUUGCAUGCUGUUUAAA